This is a messenger RNA of Guyanagaster necrorhizus, 1257 nucleotides long. Its product is annotated as S-adenosyl-L-methionine-dependent methyltransferase. Gene Ontology annotation, molecular function: S-adenosylmethionine-dependent methyltransferase activity. The record is from RefSeq and is a predicted model, not a curated record. Lineage: Eukaryota; Fungi; Basidiomycota; Agaricomycetes; Agaricales; Physalacriaceae. The transcript is spliced from 4 exons. Bases 1 to 927 code for a protein of 308 amino acids.
AUGGCGACCUUUGCCAAGAAAUCUUUUAAUGCCUCUGUAUAUGCUGCCUCCAGGCCGACAUACCCCAAGGCUCUAUUCGACUACAUUUUUGCAUACCACGAAUCUGGCGUCCUUCCUCACCAACAGCCGGUAUCUGAUGCCUCUCGACCUCGCUACAGGCCACGAUGGGACCUUGCCGUCGAUCUAGGAUGCGGAACAGGUCAGGCUACGAUUGAGCUCACCCCGUUCAAGAAGGUCGUCGGCGUCGAACCUGGAGAGAAAAUGCUGGAGGCCGCGAGAAAGUAUCUAAAGGAGAGAAUCGAUGGAUCCCGUUUCGAAUUCGUCAAUUCCAGUGCAGAGCAUCUGUCCUUCCUCGAAACUAACACCGUAGAUCUCGUCGUUGCAGCCCAAGCAGCUCAUUGGUUCGACUACUCGAAACUGUGGCCUGAGAUAGACCGCGUCCUCCGCCCAAGCGGAACAGUGGCUUUCUGGGUGUACUCAGAGUUCCGCCUUCCUGCGUAUCCUUCUCUGACGCCUCUCAUCACCGAAUACGCACAAGGAACGGAUCCCGCAACAUCGCUUGGCCCACACUGGCAGCAACCAGGACGGUCUAUACUAGAAAACCAUCUUCUAGACGUACCAGAGCCAUCGUGGGGAAAGACAGAUCGAGUUUUCUUCACCGGGUCCCAUUACCCGAACCUUCCCUCCCCGCUCCCAGUCGUCUUACGCUCAAAGACGACAUGGGGCAGUUUGUUGACUUAUUUCCGCUCAUGGAGCUCAUUGCACACGUAUUUGGAAAAAGGCGGGGAGAAGGGGAUCGAGGACCGAUUCUGGAAUGCGCUGAGAAGGGGCGCAACGAAAGAGGGCCUUACGACGGUGGAGGAGUCUAAUGAGCUCAUGAUAGAGUGGCCUAUAGGCAUGAUACUGGUCAAGAAAGAGGAGAAAUGAGGACAGUCUUUUCUUUCUUGUUUUGCAGGCCAGAUCCGCUCUCGAUGCUGCUCAGAAAUGAGACCUGUAUUUCUUCUUGGAUAUUGUAAUCAUACCGCGGAUUCUAUGCAACAGUUCAUUUUGUACCUCCUGUUACCCUGGGAUCAAAGGAGCCAAUUCUCUCAAUCCUGCUGUGACGCCCGGGAGCCCAAUAUUCUGCGGUCGUGUUCCCAAUCUCUAUGAAACUCCUCCUGUUGGAUCGCCCAACGGCUACCUUCCCCAGCUGUGCUUUGAGCAUUGGUGGUCUAGAUUUAUCUCAAGAGCUUAUGGCAUUUACGAGCUCUAUGAUGU